This is a messenger RNA of Daldinia childiae, 1920 nucleotides long. RefSeq lists its product as uncharacterized. The transcript has a single exon. Lineage: Eukaryota; Fungi; Ascomycota; Sordariomycetes; Xylariales; Hypoxylaceae. The record is from RefSeq and is a predicted model, not a curated record. The coding region runs from base 1 to 1920 and encodes 639 amino acids.
AUGCCUUCACUUAGCGCCUCUGCUGCAAGGGUCGUAAAUAGGAAUCCCCUAACCCCUAAGAUCGCAUCAAAGACAGGAACCCAGUCUCCCGCUUUAUCUGCCGCAGCAACCCCAGCGGGUCGGCGUCAACAUACUCCCAGUGCGAUCAAUACCAGCCGAGAAGCACCAUCCAAUCGUUCAAGUUACUUCGACGACUCAUCCUUCCCAUCUCACCUUAGCACCAACGUUACUCCUCGCUCUGGUUCGAGACAAACUCGUGUCGAAAGUGCUGGUAACACGCCGAAUGGUACACCCAAUCCAGAAAGGUCAGAUGUCUGGGAUCACAGGUCCAGCUUCGGCCUACCGAGCCCGAGGGUAGAGGGGGAUGCUAUGAGAAGGUCAGGGGCCUCUUUUGGCUCCGUAUCCCCAGACACGACCGGUUAUGGGAAGCAAGAAGUUGCCCGUAAUUUAGAAUCUAAGUUCUUUCACGCGAGCGAUGUCAAACCUCCUCGCCCGGCAUCUUCUUCCAAACCGGUCCAAGCGAAAGGCCCGACUUUUUUCUAUGCCAAUGGAAAUACGAUAGAGAACAAGCCCUCUCAUCCGGUGCCCUUUGCGCCAGUCCUCGGUCACUCCCAGGAUAGUCUUUCCAGCAAAUUUAUGUAUGCCAAUGGGGCUCCGGAAGCGCGGUCUAGUCCCACGCCUCCUGUAUCCCGUAGUUCUGGUUCGACGGUGUCAACGGCUCCUAGACCACCCUCCAGCCGCCCGGCAACAAACCCCCCGGCUAGUAACCAUACUCACGCGCAGAGGCCUGCUUCCCCGGCCAAGUUCCCGUCCCAGGGCUCGCAAGCUUCGUCUAAGACAGCCAAUAUUCCAUCGUCAGGACGUCCACAGGCAUUAUCUGCUCCUCAGCUAGCACCAUCCCCCGGACUCCGCCGGUCCAGUACUGGUACAUCAAGACCCGGCGGCCAUUCUCGUGCGGGAAGCUUAGUAAAGUUAGACCAUGGUUCCAGUACCCCGAAGCCAAUGAGCUCUCGUAUAUCACCCGAAACCUCUCCUCCUAUAACCGUACCUCCUACACCGGCCCCUUUGACGCUCGCUUCCAUAAUUCAAGCAGCUGAAGAGUUUGCCGAGAACGAAGAGUGCGCAUCCCCAGAAGAAGCUCCAUCAGGCCUGCAAAGUCCCACCAAUCCAGCCAAUCCGACAGAACCGGUGAACGAGUCCGUAGCAAACGCCAGGCGUGAACGUAAAGUUCAAGAUCUACAGAUUACGAACGCAUCUCUCGAGGCCAUUAACCGAACUCUUGAGCGUCGGUUACGGAAGCAGACUUCGGAGUUACGAAGGUAUCAACGCCUUUCCCGCGCAGGUCGACUUUCCACUGCAUCCACCGCAGUUCCUAGUCAGAUAUCAUUGGAAGAUACCUCAGAGCAGGAGAUAGGGGUAAUAGACCUUUCCGACCUUGACGAGAAGUCUGGAGCGGAAGAGGAGGAGGAGGAAGAGAAAGAUAUAGAAGAGGAGUUGUCCGACAGUGAUUCAAUGAACGAAUCUCUUGACCCAAGUAUCGUCGCAGAACGGGACGCAAAGCACCGAAAACGAGAUGAGGAACGGCUGCAGCUCGACUUAUCAAAGCAUCAACAAUUGCUUGUUGAUUCUCAGAAGAUCAACCAAAGCAUUAGAAGAUGUCUUGACUGGACUGAGGUACUCAUCAAUGAAGGGAAGAAGGCACUCGAGUAUCGCGUUCCUAUCACCGGCGUGGAGCUAGGUGGACGAGUAUUAGCUCCAGACGAAGAGGAGGAUCGACCUUCAACCGCAAACAGUAUAUCUGAUAAUACGAUUGAAUUCGAUGAAAAAUUUCUAGACGGCCCUAUCAGUUUGGCAAGCUGGGGCGGUUCGGAACGACAGGAUAGGGAUAGCGGAAUAGAACUCCAAGUUGACGGAGGAUAA